This is a messenger RNA of Linum trigynum, 584 nucleotides long. The record is from the annotation of a GenBank genome assembly. Lineage: Eukaryota; Viridiplantae; Streptophyta; Magnoliopsida; Malpighiales; Linaceae.
GAUUAAUUUUUCAAGGGAUGCAGUAGUCCGGUCUUAUGCAGGCCCUAGCAAUACGCCUCAGUGUGCCGCCGGCCUUCCGAUUUACCAGAAUCGGGCGUCCCCAGCCCAACAACUACGACAAUUUACAGCAGGUGGAGUGGAAACUGGCGCAUCUGGCAGAGACAAUGGUCGUGGAAUUUGAAUCCCGAGGGUUCUUGGCCAACAGCUUGGCAGAUCUGGAGCCCGAGAUGCUAGAUUUGCGCCCGGCAGACGUGGAGGCGAUGGCGGUGAACUCGAUGUUCGAGAUCCACCGCUUCCUUGGCUGGAGCGUCUGGAUGGACAAGGUGUUGUCGACGAUCAAGGCGACGAAGCCAAAGAUCGUGACGGUGGUGGAGCAGGAAGUGAACCACAGCGGGCCGGUGUUCGUGGACAGGUUCACGGAGGCGUUGCAUUACUACUCGAGCAUGCUUAGACUCGCUGGAAGGGUCGUCGUCGUCGUCGCAGCCGGCGAGUCAGGAUUUGGUGAUGUUGGAGCUAGUGAUUAAUUUAUCAUAUUAUUUAUUUUUGUAAUAUAAUUAUUUUUUUAUUAAAUAAGUAAUAUGAUA